Molecule: messenger RNA, 3702 nt
Organism: Mycosarcoma maydis (corn smut)
Lineage: Eukaryota; Fungi; Basidiomycota; Ustilaginomycetes; Ustilaginales
Exons: 1
Coding region: 1-3702 (1233 amino acids)
Biological process (GO): nuclear DNA replication; protein dephosphorylation
Molecular function (GO): protein tyrosine/serine/threonine phosphatase activity
Source: RefSeq, a predicted model, not a curated record
AUGUCUCAGCUUGCCAACCAUGUUCAAGUCUCGUUGCAUCCUGUAGCUUCCCGCCAUGGCACCGCCUCGUCUACGACUGUCUCGGUCCCUUUGCAGCACCAAGCCCACAACAAGCCAUCGGGUCGCGAAGACGCCCAGCGUACACCUCGCCUGCAACGCUCUUCUCCCGAGCAACAGAGGUCGCGUCCGCUCAACCAGCGUUCGCCCUCGCCAAAGUCCCUGCCGCAAGCUGCUCGUCUGCUCAACGCCGAGCCCCCAACGUACGGCAUCCAUCAUGCCGAUCUCGAGCAGUACCCAGUCAUCUACAACGAACCUUUCCCAUCCGAUAGCAGCACCGACGACGACGAUGACGAUGACGACGGUGAUGACACCAUUGACAAUGCAUCUACUCACAAGAUGCGCAGAGACCAAUUCGGUGUUAUGCGCUGGCCAUGUCCGUCAAAGCGCAAGCUUGCCGCACCCAUUCGUGCUAUGUCGGCCGAACAGCUAGCACUUCUAUACGAACAGUACGUUGCACAGGACGUACCCCACAGCGUCGUCUUCCCCUACCUUCAUGGCGUCGACGGCUCCGUCCCUGCCCAAAACCGCUUCUUUGGCGCACCGUGGAAUGGUCAGCCAACGCCAGCUUACCGAGGUCUCACCAUCCUCCGUGCCGACAUGCCCACGCCCCAAGAGAUCGAACAGAUGUUUGCUUCGAGAGCUACCCAGUCGCAAAACUGUUCCCGUUCCCGUUCCCGUUCGCGUACUUUCUCUAGUGUAACAACCCAAUGUUCGAGCAGCUCCCCCGAUACCGACGACGAUUCGGUCCGCUUCGAGCCAAAUGGGGCCGAUUCAUUCAAGAGUGCCUCUGGCUUGGCCGGUCCGAUGCCCUUUCCAACGCCUUCCACCGCAUCUAUAUCCCCCUCCACUGCCUCGACCGUAUCGUCACAAAUGUCAAGACCUUCGCUCUUUUCGGUCACUUCGGAAAGCUGCAGCUCGGGCUCGCGCACAAGCGUUUCAACGGUCAGCGACACAGCCGACGACUACGCUCCUUUGCCAACCAAGCAUCUCCAUCUCAACCGCUCAGCUAGAUACGAGAAGCAACCGUUCCGCUCCUUGCUCAACUCCACCGUCUACCCGAUCCAAAUCAUCAAGCCACCCAGCAUCUGCCGCACUCUGCAAGGUCACCAGUAUCCCAGCAGUCUCUUUGAAUCCAACUACGGAUAUCACAACGACGGUACCCAGGAGCGCAGGGUCGGUGCCAGCUUUGUCAACCCACCUCAGGCAUCCAGUGUCAGUCUGCGUAACUUUGGGAUUCAGUGCGCAAAGUAUGCCACCAUCUCGGACAUUGUCAUCUACUGUCCCUUGUAUCACCCCGGUGUUCUCACUCUGGCAAAGUGGGUAAGGGAAGCGCAAGCAUCUCUGCGCAAGGACCGCCUCUCUCGUGGCUGGGGCGGCUUGCAGUACAAUGUGUUUGUCGUCACCGAGUCGUUUGAGGUAUUUGAGCAGCGCUUCCCUUGGCUCAUCUCGGUCGACAGCAACGGCCUUGAGCGCAACGGCGUCAGCUUUCGCAAACGCGAGCGCGAGGAGAUGGAGAGGAUGACGCAUGCCUCUGAGAUUCACGACAACGUCUGGCUCAGCUGCACCGCCGAUGCGCCCGACGCUGACGACUCUGGCUCGUCGCAAAAGGGCAGCGAAGAGGACAGCGCACCCGUCACCCCUGACGAGCAAGCCAAUCCGCAUUGCAUCUCGAUCAGCAUUAAAUGCCAGGAGCAACGAUACGGAGACUCGAGCGAUUGUACGCCCGAAGCAUUGCGCUCCAUGGGCGAGCGUCUUGACUCGGUGGAUGCCUCGAUGCGCAUCCACAGCGAUACGGACAAACUUCUGGAUAGCCUCCACCGCGAUCACGUUCUUCACCUCGACCGAAGCUCUCUCGGCGAGUGUAUCGGUGAUGGUCUCCGUAACCCAGAUUCGCGCGACGGAUCCAUCGUGCUCGGUCCCAACGGCUGGACUCCCAAGGCGCGAUCCGUUCCCGUCUCGACCGACGCCUCUGCCUCUCAUUUGGUGCAGGCCAAGAGCUCGAGUGCAAGCCUCGGACAAGACACGGAUCGCAGUGGACGUGACCUGCUUCGUCUCGAUGCCAGCGCUGUUGUGCAACUCGACUUUGUGGCGUGCAGCGGAGGAGUAGAACAAACGCACACUUGGCAAGACACGACGGCCAAGAAGCUCGUUGACCUCUGUAUCUGGAUCCAUCAGCAAGCAUCUCCUCGGCAUCGGCUGCAAUCGGGCCGCGACGCACCCGCGUUCACGACCAGCUCGUCGACGCUUCGAACUUUUCGCAACGCCGCUCGAUCUCCCGACGAUGGGCGCGAACGCUCGCAUACUCGAGCCGAGCCAUGCGUCGGUAGUGCUCGUCGAUCGAGACGAGUGCUGCUCCACUGCUUUGACGGAUACACCGAGACUUCAGUAUUGGCGCUCUCGUACUUGAUGUACGCACGCCAGCUGAGCCUGCCAGAGGCAUACCUCGACCUUCACCUUCGAGCCGAUCGUUCCUUCUUUGUGUACCCUACCGACAUUCCGGUGCUCAAGGCGGUGGAACGAUUGUUGCAGCAGGAGCGCAUGGUGCGCCGCCAGAGCAUGCCUCAAGUCUUGGACGCCCAUACUGAUCUGCGCGGAAGCCGAGUUGUUGUCUCAAAGCCGUUGAAUGGAUCGUUGGGCGCAGACGGACGCCACUCGGAGACGGGUGGCACUUUGACGCCAACACCUAGCAAAGGCCGAAUCAGCGACGUCAAGGUGAACUCUUCCGAGCUAGUGGGCAAGCACGCUUGGUUUGACAGUUGUCGCUUUGAUGGAUCGUUUCCCUCGCGCAUUCUGCCUUUCCUCUAUCUGGGCAGUCUCGACGACGCGUCCAAUGUCGACAUGCUUCGUGUGUUGGGCAUCACCCAUCUGGUGUCGGUGGGCGAAACUGCGCUAGAGCCGCCUGUGCACAUCUCGGCCAACAUGAAUGCUUCUGGCAAAGCGCACCGAGGCAGUCGCUACCAGCGAGCCUCUGCCAAAGAAGCGUUGGCUGAGGACGCCACUAGCGUUCCUUCGUGCACGUACCAAUCUCAGGGCAUCACUGUGCUCAACGUGCGCAAUGUGUCGGAUGAUGGCAUCGACUCUCUGAGGGGCACGAUGCGCGAGGCGGUGCAAUUCAUCGAGUCUGCGCGAUUGUCGGGUGGCAAAGUGCUGGUGCACUGCCGUGUUGGUGUCAGCCGCAGUACGACGGUUGUGCUAGCCUACGUGAUGGCUCACCUCGACCUGGGUCUGAUGGAGAGCUAUCUGCUGGUGCGCAGCCGCAGACUCAACAUUGUAAUCCAGCCGCACUUGCUCUUCCUGUGGGAGCUGCGAGGAUGGGAGACAUUCCUGUUCAGAGCCAAGCAGACGCAGAUUGAGCUUGUGCGCGGGCGUGUCGGAUCAGCGGAGCUGGCGCGCGGCGAGCUUUCUCCUGGGUCCAACGCCGAGGUGAGCUCUGCUGGCUCGUCGCAAUGCAGCGAGGAGCAUCUGGCGGGUGUCGAGAUCGGCGCUGGAGCAGGAAGUGUGCAUGGGUUCGAUCGGGCGCACACUGCUAUGAUGCCGUUUGGGUCUGGCAGUCCUAUCGGCUUGCCCUACAAUGCUUCACGUCUGACGUGGGGUUUCUUUGCGCGCGAGAUUGACUUUCUCAACUUGCUCUGCUUUAUCUGA